Ostreococcus tauri is the source of this 591-nucleotide messenger RNA. Its product is annotated as unnamed product. The record is from RefSeq and is a predicted model, not a curated record. The annotation marks the transcript as partial. Lineage: Eukaryota; Viridiplantae; Chlorophyta; Mamiellophyceae; Mamiellales; Bathycoccaceae. The transcript is spliced from 2 exons.
AUGCGGGUCGACGCCCGCGCGCGCGUCGCGGUCGUCCCGGCGCCGGCGACGCGGCGGGGCGGUGAGCGACGGGCGGACGCGCGACGGGGACGACGGGCGGUGACGCGAUCGACGACGCGGCGGGACGCGACGGAUGACGGCGACGGCGUGGACGUCGCGCGACGGAUCCCGAGCGCGGCGCUCGCGGUGGUCGGCGUGCUCGCGAGCGUUGGGUUGGCGUGUGAACCGAGCGGGGCGUACGAUGAGUCGUACGGGAAGCCGACGGUUGUGACGCAGCAAAAGCGAACGGCGACAAAGGCCAAAUCGACGGCGACGUUGAACGCGCCGACGGUGCAAGCGACGAAGAAGCGCGAGCAGGCGGCGUUGGCGGCGGCGAGACAGCGUGAAGUGGCGGCUAAGAAGCGCGAGCAAGACGCCGCGACGGCGGCGAGACAGCGCGAAGCAGCGGCGCGCAAGGCGGCGCAGGAGCGCACGUCCAAGGCGGCGGCGCAGCAACGCGAAGCGGCGGCGCGCAAGGCGGCACAGGAGCGAGCGUCCAAGGCGGCGGCGCAGCAGCGCGAAGCGGCAGCGCGCAAGACGGCGCCGACUGCG